GGUCAAAAGAAGGGGGCAUGCAGCUGAGCUGAUUCAGAACCACUUACCACGUCAACGAAAUCAGCAUUGGAAUUCUUAUUCGGCGGUGGAUUCUUCUAAACUAUACUACAGUAGUAAUUUAUCUGCAGCAACCGAUGACUUGUUUAUGAAUUUAAAUCGUGUUCAACACGGAGCGUGCGGGAACGCAAUAAUGCAAUCGCUGUCAUCUUGUACUAUUUGUCAAACCUCUCUCACCGCAAUUUCCUCUGCCUGCGGUCAGAGGCCCAUAGCCAAGCCAGGGGCGGCAAUGGAGAGCAACAGCAGCACCUGCGCCAUCUGCAAUGGCGACAUGCGGCGUGGCGGCGGCGGCGGCAGCGGCUUCACGGCCGACUGCUCCCACCAGUUCCACUACCGUUGCGUCUCCGGGAGCCUCGCCAGCAGCCGCCAAGCCUGCCCGCUCUGCAGCGCGCGAUGCCGCGACCUGCCGUCCUUCCGCUCCUCCAAGAGCUACACGCCGUCACAGCCGCCGCCCGCGUCGCGCGCGCCGGCACAGCCGUUCUUCCGCCCCAUGGAGCCACGCGUCUUCGACGACGACGACCCGGUGCUCCGGGCGCCUCGGCCUCUCGGCGACCGGCAGUAUGGUGCCGCGAGUGCGACGUCCAGCGGGUCAUUGGCGGUGGCGCUCAGCACGCACUGCGAGUACUCGUCUCUGGCGCGGGACGCGCCCCACGAGAACUUCGCCGUGCUUGUGCAUGCCAGGGCUCCGGGGACUGGUAGCGCGGCCACCGGAGGGGCGCCGUCGCGCGCGCGGGCGCCAAUCGACCUGGUCACCGUGCUCGACGUGAGCGGCAGCAUGGUGGGGAGCAAGCUGGCGCUGCUGAAGCAGGCCAUGGGCUUCGUCGUCGACAGCCUCGGCCCUGCGGACCGCCUCUGCGUCGUGUCCUUCUCGUCCGGCGCCAACCGCUUGAUGCGGCUCGCGCGCAUGUCGGAGUCGGACGGCGGGAAGGACCUGGCGAAGCGCGCCGUGCAGUCCCUCGCGGCGGGCGGCGGCACCAACAUCGGGGCCGCCCUCCGCAAGGCCGCCAAGGUGCUGGACGACCGCCUCCACAAGAACGCCGUCGCGAGCGUGAUACUUCUGUCGGACGGGCAGGACACGUACACCGUGCCCAGGCGCGGCCGUGACGCCAACUACGACGCGCUCGUGCCGCCUUCCUUCAUGUACACCGGAGCCGGCGACCGGUCCGCGCCUGUCCACACGUUUGGGUUCGGCACCGACCACGACGCGGCGGCGAUGCACACCAUCGCCGAGGCCACCGGCGGCACGUUCUCGUUCAUCGAGAACGAGGCGGACAUCCAGGACGCAUUCGCUCAAUGCAUCGGGGGGCUCCUCUCCGUCGCCGUGCAGGAAUUGCGCGUUGACAUCGCGUGCCCGCAAUCGGGGGUGCGCGUCCGGUCGGUCAACUCCGGCCGCUACAGGAGCCACAUCAACGUUGACGGCCGCUCCGCCUCCAUCGACGUCGGCGAGCUGUACGCCGACGAGGAGAGGCGCUUCUUGCUGCUCAUGGACGUGCCGAGGGCCCGAUCCACCACGGAUGUCACCCACCUGAUGCAAGUCAGCUGCGCUUACCGAGACAUGGUGACUGGACGGCCAACGAACGUGGACGGCGAGGACGCGGUGGUGCUGAGGCCCUCGCGGGCGGUGAGCCUGGAGCGCUCCGCGGAGGUCGAGCGGGAGCGCGUCCGGUUGGCGGCGACGGAAGGCAUCGCCGCGGCUCGUGCGGCGGCAGAGCGGGGCGCUCACGAGGAGGCGGCCGAGAUACUCCAGAGCGGGCAGCGAGCCGUCGCGCGCUCGGCGGCGGCCCGAGCAGGGGACUCCAUGUGCGUAGAGUUGUCCCGAGAUCUGCAGGAGAUGAGCACCCGCGUAGCGGACCGGCGGCGGUACGAGCUGUCCGGGCGCGCGUACAUGCUGGCAGGGCUGAGCUCGCACGCGCAGCAGCGCGCGACGUCGCGGCAGAUGUCAGGCGACAGCGGGACGACGCGCCGCACGGCAGAGGCGGCCCUUGGCACGACGGUAAUAUCUACGACGGGCGCCACGGCGUCCUACUCGUACGUGACGCCGGCGAUGAUGGACAUGCUGGACCGAUCGCGGAGAUCGCGGGAAAUGACGGCGCUGUCGCAGCAGAGGAGUAAGGAGCGGCGAAGGAGCGCACACUACUGAACCCACCGAUGUAGAGGAUCAGGAUUGACCUUUGAUCAGAGAGAUAUGGUUUUCAAGUUUGUAUAAUCUGUACUGAGCUUCUCUCUACAGUCCACAAACUUUGCUUGCAUGUGAUUCUUUUCGUCCACAAACUUAAAAAAAUAAUAGUAUAUAUAAUAAUGAAGUAUACAAAUUUGACCCGAUGGGGCGAAAUAUGCACUGGCAAUCAGAGCAUCGGCGAUCUUUGAUGGUUGGACUGAUGACCGUGAUGCUUGAGCGUUGUUCCCAUUCCAGAGGUGUUGUUGCCAAGAAUCUCUCUCAUUGUCCUUUUCGAUGCCAAGAAAUGGUUGGUGCGGAGGUUCGUUGUUGUAGUUCGUCAACCGCUGUAUUGAUUUCUUUGGAGGGUUUUUUUUCGUGUAGGCAGAGCUUUGAUCUUGUAUAGUUUGCUCUUUAGUUUAAUUUUUUGUGUGUGCGCAUUUUUGAUGGUUGGGCGAAUCUUCGUCAUGCAGAAGUUGGAUACAUGUUUAUUGUGUUUAUUAUACCCUCUUAAUUCUUGAUUUUGAUUUUGAGUCAAUAAAAUCUACUCAUCGGCAGAUUUGCUGCAUGGUUGGGAACAAGUCAAACACCCUCCCCGUCUCCCUCCUCCCUUGCAUUUCUCCCCUACUUUCACCCUCCUCGCGCUCUCACACCACCACUCCCCAAAAACCAAACGAAAACCAAGGAUUUCUCUCCACGACCAGCGGACCGAUUCAACUGGCCCAAUCCCGACGAGACCUAUGCAGAAAACACGGUGCUUGUGAUGGAGCCGUGAUCUGUUCUUGUUGGAGAUAUGGCGGUGGCAUGGGAGCGCGCUUGGCGCGCGUUGGUUGCAAGGCUCUGCAUCCGCUCACGGGCGCAACGUGCUGGUGGCACUACGGGGGCACUGUUGGAGGACGAUGAGUCGCCGGAUGCUCUGUCCCCUGCGCCGGUAUCCAUGCGGGCGGUGUCGAGGUCCGGGAGUCGGAGCUCAACGGAGCUAUGCGCGAUUUGCCUGGGUGGCAUGAGUCCGGGGCACGGCCAUGCGUUGUUCACCGCCGAAUGCUCCCACAAGUUCCACUUUCGAUGCAUCUCAUCCAACGUGCAGCAUGGCAACCGUGCCUGCCCCAUAUGCCGUGCCGUCUGGAAGCAUCUACCUCACCCAGCCAAAGCGAAUGCUACUCCACUGGAUUGGCCCGAUGAUCAGCUUCCCAUCUCCUGUGCGCCGGAUUUGAGCAUUUUCGGAUCUAAGACUACAAGUGGAAGACGAGAGGAGGACGCAGUUGGGGCUUCUGGUGUUGAGAUCGUGUCGUUCGCUGAAUUCCCAGACAUUCAGCGGAGCGUCACAUCGGAGAAGUUUGACAUCCUGAGAGCAUUUUCGGAUCCACCUGAAGGCUCCGCGUCCGCCGGCACCGUCUGCGAGCUCACACG
Messenger RNA from Triticum aestivum (bread wheat), 3622 nucleotides. Its product is annotated as E3 ubiquitin-protein ligase WAV3-like. Gene Ontology annotation, molecular function: metal ion binding. The transcript is spliced from 2 exons. NCBI's taxonomy places the organism in Eukaryota, Viridiplantae, Streptophyta, Magnoliopsida, Poales, Poaceae. The record is from RefSeq and is a predicted model, not a curated record. Bases 146 to 2197 code for a protein of 683 amino acids.